Molecule: messenger RNA, 926 nt
Organism: Pseudopipra pipra
Lineage: Eukaryota; Metazoa; Chordata; Aves; Passeriformes; Pipridae
Gene: PIGF
Product: phosphatidylinositol glycan anchor biosynthesis class F
Exons: 5
Coding region: 1-660 (219 amino acids)
Biological process (GO): GPI anchor biosynthetic process
Cellular component (GO): endoplasmic reticulum membrane
Source: RefSeq, a predicted model, not a curated record
AUGAAAGAGGCAGAAAUCAGGAGGCUCCUGGCUGCCAACCUCCUCUGUGCGCUGUCGAUUGUCCUGACGGCGGUCGUUCCGUCUUUCUUCCUGGAGGGAUUCACGGUGCUGGGAACGCACCUCACGUGGCUGUGUGUUUGUUCUGUCUGUGUCGGUACCCUUAAUGUAAUCUUGCACUUAGUCCUUAAACCAAGUCAGUCUCCUAAGAGAAGUUCGUUUGCUCAAAAGAUAUCCAGAUUUCUAAAAUGCUGUAUAUACUUUUUCAUGUCUUGCAUACUGUUUCAUGCGAUUAUUGUUCUUUAUGGAGCACCUCUCAUAGAGUCAGUUACUGAGACAUUUUUGUUUGCAGUUCUCCUGUCUACCUUUACUACUUUACAGUGCUUGUGUAUUCUGGGACCAAACAUACAAGCAUGGAUACGGGUAUUUAGUAAAAAUGGAGCUAUGUCCAUCUGGGAAAGCAGUCUACAGAUUACUACUGUGUGCAGUAUACUUGGAGCUUGGUUUGGAGCAUUUCCUAUUCCUCUUGAUUGGGAUCGGCCUUGGCAGGUAUGGCCCAUUUCCUGUUCCCUCGGAGCUACCUUUGGCUAUAUGGCUGGUCUGAUUAUUGCACCUCUGUGGAUACACUGGAACCGGAAGCAGCUUACAUACAAAAGCAGAUAACUGGAGCAAAGAGAGACAAGGUAUUUCUUUGUGCAGAUUCCAUACAGACUGUGCAAAAGUUGUUUUUUUUAAGAUAGAUAUAUAUAUAUAUAUAUAUAGUCAAAGCAGAAGACUGUCCAAAUUCAGUUAGAGUAUUUCAGGCCAAGCAUCUCCACUCAUUAAAAUCACAUAGAUGCCGUUUCAGCAUGGUGCAGUUUUUGCUUCCUCUAGACUAUGUAACCCUGAGAGAUUGUACCUUCCAGUCUGAAUAAAAUAUUUGUAACAGG